UGCUCAGGUUGCUGCGCCGCCCGCAGUGGCCGGGAAGGCGGGCGCACCGGCCUGGAAGGCCGCAGGGAGGAGCCUGUUCGCGGCCAUGGGGGCUCCGGGAGCGGUGCUUGUGAUGGGCGUCAGCGGCUCGGGGAAAUGAGAAAACUGAGGCCGAGAGUACCUGCUCCCUCACCCCGCGCUCCAACCUGCUCGCCCCGGGGCGCCUAGCCCGGGACCACAUCAGACACUCCGGUUUUCCAAUGAAAGCCCUUUGUAAAGAGGAGCCUACUCGGGUGCAAAUAAAGUAAAAGGUUCCAGUUGCGCCCUGGAGAAGCUCGGGCGGUCACAAGUGGCCUCGUCAGAACACAGUGGAAAGAUCCACCGUGGGUGCCCUGCUGGCCUCUGAGCUCGGAUGGAAAUUCUAUGAUGCAGAUGACUAUCACCCAGAGGAAAAUCGAAUGAAGAUGGCAAAAGGGAUACCGCUGAAUGACCAGGAUAGGAUCCCAUGGCUCUGCAACUUGCAUGACAUUUUACUAAGUGAUGUAGCCUCCAGACAGCACGUGAUUCUAGCCUGUUCAGCUCUGAAAAAAGCGUACAGAGACAUCUUAAUUCGAGGGAAAGAUGGUGCACCUCCCAAGUGUGAUGAUUCAGUGAAGGAAGAGAAUCCGGCUGAGGUGGAACUCCUGGUGGUCCAUCUAAGUGGGUCAUUUGAGAUCAUCUCUGGACGCUUACUCAAGAGAACAGGACAUUUUAUGCCCCCUGAGUUACUGCAGUCCCAGUUUGAUACUCUGGAGCCCCCAUCAGCUCCAGAAAAUUUCAUCCAAAUCAGUGUUGACAAAAGUCUUUCAGAGAUAAUUGCUACAAUUGUGGAAUCUUUAAAAUGAAGUGAGAAUCAUUUCAUAUCCAUGGUCCAGAACAGAAUUAGGCAUAAAUCUCUUAUUCCAUCACAAAUCAUGUUCUAGUAUCCUUGUUGAUUCUGUAUUCUAAGUUUUUCUAAGGUGAACAAACCACAGUGUGUUGAGAUAUGCUUGUUUGAGUGUAUUUUAAGGAAUUUGGAUUACUUUUUCAUCAGGCUCUUGAAUAUUAGGAGAGGAAACUUUAAAUGUAAGCUUUAAUUGAAGUUUAAAUUCCUAUGACCUAAUCAGAUGAUCAGAGGAAAUUCUUUAAAUUGAUACUGUAAAUCAUAACCUUAUUUAGAACAUUCUUUUCUGUAUUUGGACAAAUAAAUGAAACUUCACUAUC
This is a messenger RNA of Manis pentadactyla (Chinese pangolin), 1221 nucleotides long. It is a transcript of the gene IDNK, whose product is annotated as IDNK gluconokinase. Gene Ontology annotation, cellular component: cytoplasm. Gene Ontology annotation, molecular function: gluconokinase activity. The transcript has 6 exons. The record is from RefSeq and is a predicted model, not a curated record. The coding region runs from base 438 to 863 and encodes 141 amino acids. NCBI's taxonomy places the organism in Eukaryota, Metazoa, Chordata, Mammalia, Pholidota, Manidae.